Messenger RNA from Prorocentrum cordatum, 3245 nucleotides. Lineage: Eukaryota; Dinophyceae; Prorocentrales; Prorocentraceae. The record is from the annotation of a GenBank genome assembly.
GUUGCUCGGCUUCGAGCUGGAACUCAACGGCGAAACCAGCCAGGCGAAACCAGCCCCAGGCGAAACCAGCGGUUGCCCAGAGCCUGGAGGAAAGAACAGAAAUAGCCCAAACAGAACCUGUCCUAGUCAAACGUUUGGACUCCUGGGCGCGAUCCGGAAGGCACCUGCCACAGGGCGCACGGGCGAGAGGAGAUGCUCGCUCCGAGAAGGUUGUGACGCACUGUACCUUGGGUGCGGGGCAUCAGCGCAACGCCGCCAUGUACCCAUGAGGUCGCAGACUAGUGAACCAGACCAUGUACCCAUGAGGUCGCAGACUAGUGAACCAGACCGCGAGGCCAUGUCGUGUGUUUGUCAACGGGGUGGCAAUCAACUUGGGCUGGCGAAGGGUGCACCUUUCGUGCGCGUGUUGGUCCCGCGGUGGCAACUCAAAGUCCGUUCAGGACCCUUUAAAAGGGAAAUGUCCUGUAAUCCUCGAACUCCGCCCAUUGCCGUCCGCCCAGAUUUCCCGUCCACGAUGUCCUGGUUGUCUCGGAAACGGUCCUACCGAACCCGCCGCCGCAGACGCAGCAGGCAUCGUUGGCAGUCAUGCCAAGGUUCUCGGACUCGGAGCAGGCGCUUUUGACCAACAACUCCCGCUCGUAGAACCUGCACGUGUGGCCCUGCCCGUCGGACCAGAUCUCCUGAUGGGCUCGGCUGCCAAUCGAAGCACUCGGUGGUCGAGGUUCUCGUGACCGUGGUAGUCUGCGUGUAGCGGACCCCGCCACCGCACGCGCAGCAGGCCUCGCGUGCUGUCCUGUUGAAGUUCAGGCUCUGCACCGAGCCAAACUCUCCACAGUAGUCACCGCCACCAUCGGUGGCAUACCUGCACCAUUUGCAGUCGUACUCCGCCCCGAGCGAGUCGUACCACUUGUCCGCAUCCUCGGGAACGUAAUCAGCGCAGAGAGCCAGAGUCGUCAGCGUGCCCGAGGUCGACGAGGUUGUGGCCGACGUGCUCGUGGACGUGUUGGACCGACUGGACGUGCUGGACACGGCAGUAACGCUGGUCGAGCUCGACAAGCUGAGGGUUGACGAAGUACGGCUGGAAGUGGUUGCGCUGGCCGACGACGUGACGCUCCCCGUCGUCGACGUUACCGUCAUCGACGUCGUGGAGCCAGAAGUGGUGACCGUGUGGCUGGAGGUGGAUGUGAUCGUUGCAGUGAUUGUGAUGGCCGUGGACGUUGAGCUCCCGGUGGACGUCGUGUUGGUCGCGGUCUUGCCAGUGCCGCCGCUGCACACGCAGCAGACCUCCUGUGCUGUGUACCCGAAAUUUGGAUACAGGGCGCCCUCGCUGGUGCAGAAGUCGGCAUGGGCAUAGAACCUGCAAUUGUACAGUGUCCCCCUGGAAUCGUACCAGUAGCCUCCUGCUCCGGCGGGGACCAUGUCGACACACCGCGUGGUGGUCGUGUACGUCCCGGUGGUGGUCGACGCGAUGUUCACCCCGCCGCCGCACGCGCAGCAUGCCUCGUCCGCCGUCCGAUCGAAAUUCUCAAAGUCCUCCCCCGUGCCACAAAGACCGUGCGCCUCGUAAAAAUCGCACCCGAAUGCUGGCCCCGUGGAGUCGUACCACGCGGACUCCGAAAGCCCGACCAUCAGAGGAACCCAAUCCUCACAGCGUGUAAGAGUGGAGGCAGUGGUGCCAGUGGUCGACGAGUGCGUGGUCGUAGACGUAGAGGAAGUUGAUGACGUGAACGUGGUGGAAGAGGAAAAGCUGGACGUGUCGGUGACACCCGUUGUGCUGCUCGUGAACGAGGUGCUGCUGCUGGUAGUAUUCGUGAGCGUGAUUUGCGUGGAGGUGUAACCCGUCCCGCCGCCGCAAUAACAGCAGGCCUCUGAGGCAGUAUGCCCGAAGCUGGGCACGGAUGCGAUGCUGUCCUGGCAGAAGUACGCAAGGUAGCCGCAGUCCUGGCUCGUGCUCCCGACGUACCAGUGGUCUUCUGAAGCAGGCCUCCAGUCCACGCAGUACGAAGACGUGGUGCUGGUGGUCCGAGAGCUCGUCUCCGUCGUGGUGGAAAACCCGUUCACCCCGCCGCCGCAGACGCAGCAAGCCACGCUCGCUGUCAUGCCGUAAUUGGCGAACUUGGUCGCAGAGGUCGUGCACAGGUCGUUUGUGUAAUCCAUAAAAAGAACACGUGUAGCCGUUGCUGUCUUCCCAGCCAGCCACUCCAGCAUACCCAAACAGCGCGGGCACAACGUCCAUGCACGGUGUGGCAGUCGAUGUGCUGGAGGUGCUGGAAGUGCUGGUGACUGACAAGCUUGUGAUGGACGUAGUGCUACCUGACGUGGUAGUUUUCGAAGUGCUAGCGCUGGUGACAGAAAGACUCGUGCCCGAUAGGGUGCUGAGUGAUGUGGUACUGUGUGAUGUGGUGCUCCCUGAUGUGGUGCUGACUGAAGAGGUGGUGAUUGAAGUGCUAGUGCUUGUGACUGAGAGGCUCGUGCCUGUUGCGGUGCUGCUCGAUGUGAAGCUGCAGGAUGUGGUGCUGAUUGAUGUGGUGCUGACAGAUGUGGUGCUGCCUGAAGACGUGGUGAGUGAGGCGCUCGUGCCUGUAACUGAGAGGCUUGUACCUGAUGUGGUGCUGCGUGAAGUGGAACUGCCGGAAGUGUGGGUAACUGAGGUUUGAGUUACUGUACCUGAUGUUGUGCUGACUGAUGUGGUGGUGAUCGAAGAGCUCGUUCCUGUGCGCGUUGUCGAAGAGGUGGUGUGCGUCGAGGUGGAGGACUUCACGCAAUAGUCAAUCGAGCACUUCGUAAAACAAUAUAGCCCUAUUUCGGAGGUUGGGUAACUGCAGUCCGUUGGGAGGAGAUUCUCACAGGCGUAGCAUUCUGGCUCCUGCGUCAGGGUGCAGGCGUCGCAGUACUGGUCGCAGCUUCCUGGCGAGUUGGCCCACGUGGCGCAGUCCAACACGGCGCACGUAGCAGACGUCUGGGUGUCGGUCGCCUGGUAGCAGUUCGUAGCCGAAGCGUUCGGACAGGUACCUGUGGUGCUGAUGCUACAAGUUGUGCUGCAGACGCCUUCCAUCUCGCACCCCUGGCAGAACAUCGUGGUACAAUCGCCUGUCCAGUCGCUGCAGUAAGCCGACACGUCUGAGCAGAUGGUGCUCGACGAUCUACCCUCUGAGCGCGAUGCUGGAAACCGGCAACCGUACGCCACCACCUGCCUUGGACAAGCCAGUUCUCAGCCCUGGACUUCGGGGAUGGACAGACCCCCC